Molecule: messenger RNA, 1829 nt
Organism: Theobroma umbraticum
Lineage: Eukaryota; Viridiplantae; Streptophyta; Magnoliopsida; Malvales; Malvaceae
Source: RefSeq, a predicted model, not a curated record
CUGGUUUGAAUAAAGGUUGCUGCAGAGAAGUUGAAGCCUCAAAGCUCUUUAAAAGGAAUUAGUUCCUCAUCAUAAUGUAUUCCUUCCAAAGUUCCUUGUGGACCCUUUCUAGCCCUGCAAUACCUAGUGGCUGCACCGUUGCCAACAGCUUACACCCCAAAACCCAUAUAUCUCCUUUGUUCAUCAGCAGUUGCCAAAACAGCAGGAAUAUCAAGUCUGCUUUGGCAAUCAGGGCUGCUGGGAAGAAUGUUGAUCAUGAUGACGCCAUUUCAACAACCACCAACUCCACCACCGUCCCUCUAAUGGAAUCCUCUGAUGGUCUUGGGAUUGUUGAUUUCCUUCAGGGAAAGAACUAUUUCAUCACCGGUGCAACAGGGUUUGUAGGCAAAGCUUUCGUUGAGAAGAUGCUGCGAGCAGUGCCUAAUGUGGGGAAGAUAUUUCUUUUGAUUAAGGGAAAAGAUAAAGAAGCAGCUACGAGGAGAUUGCACGACCAAAUCAUGGACACAGAACUUUUCAAGUCUCUAGAACAAGUGCAUGGAACUUCCUAUAAAACUUUCAUGAAGAGUAAGCUGGUUCCAGUUGUUGGGAAUGUCAAUGAACCUGAUCUUGGUAUGGAUGCUGAUAUGGCGAGUGAGAUUGCCAAUGAAGUUGAUAUAAUUGUGAAUUCAGCAGCCAAUACAACAUUUGAUGAUAGGUAUGAUGCUACACUCAACACAAACACCAUGGGACCUUAUCGGCUCCUAGGCUUUGCAAAGAAGUGCAAGAAACUAAGUCUUUUCUUGCAUUUCUCAACUGCAUAUGUCCAUGGAAAAAGGGAAGGGAUAAUCUUGGAGAGGCCUUUAUGUGAGGGUCAGAGCGUAGCAGAAGCAGAAGAAAGCAUUCCAGUGCUGGAUAUCAAGGCUGAAAUAAAACUGGCUUCGAACUUGAAGAGAUCUUUCUCUGGCACUGAAAUACCCUGCAACCAGAAGAUGAAAGAGCUGGGCAUGGAGAGGGCAAGAGCGUUUGGAUGGCAAAAUACGUACUCUUUCACCAAGGCCAUGGGUGAAAUGCUUAUAAACAGCACGAGAGGAGAUAUUCCGGUUGUCAUCAUCCGUCCUAGCAUUAUUGAGAGCACCUUCAGGGAGCCUUUCCCUGGAUGGAUAGAGGGCAGCAGGAUGCUAGACCCAAUCAUAAUUGGUCACGCGAAAGGUCAUCUCACAGGCUUUAUCGGGGACCCUGAAACAGUGAUAGAUGUCGUUCCUGUAGACAUGGUUGUGAAUGCCUCAAUGGCAGCCAUGGCAAAGCAAGGACUUACUGGAAAACCUGGACUAACUGUCUACCAUGUCACUUCAUCCGUUGCAAAUCCAGUGGAUUUACAAACACUUUUAAAGUCCUCAAGUGACCACUUCAAUUGUUUUCCUAUAAAGGACUUGAAAGGGCCGAAAAUUACCGGCACAACAGACAUCAAGUUGUUCAGAUCAGUAGACAUUUUCUCCUCCUACAUUCGGGGUGAAAGCACAGUUGGACAAAAUGAGCUGAAAGGGGGUGCAGCUUCUUCAGACCCAAAGCUACGUCGCAGGCAAGAAACUGAAUACAGGAAAAUCAAGCUGUACAUUCACCUCGCUAAGCUAUAUGAGCCUUUCAGUCACUAUAGAGGAUGGUUUGACAGCGGCAACACUGUCAAAUUAAUCAGAGAUAUGUCUACGGAGGAGAGAGAGAACUUUGGGUUUGAUGUUCAGAGCAUAGACUGGGAGCAUUACUUCUUAGACAUUCAUAUUCCAGGUUUAAGAAGACAUGUCAUGAAGGAACCCCACAACCUUUGUUUCAACAGAACAGAUGAAAAUUCUUAA